Messenger RNA from Guyanagaster necrorhizus, 3041 nucleotides. RefSeq lists its product as uncharacterized. NCBI's taxonomy places the organism in Eukaryota, Fungi, Basidiomycota, Agaricomycetes, Agaricales, Physalacriaceae. The annotation marks the transcript as partial. The record is from RefSeq and is a predicted model, not a curated record. Gene Ontology annotation, molecular function: RNA polymerase II transcription regulatory region sequence-specific DNA binding. The transcript has 8 exons. Gene Ontology annotation, biological process: DNA-templated transcription; regulation of mRNA 3'-end processing; transcription elongation by RNA polymerase I. Gene Ontology annotation, cellular component: nucleus.
CGAUGAUACAGUGCGCCGAGUGCACAGACUGGUACCAUUUUGCUUGCGUGAAUUUGACCGAGAAUACAGCGGAAGAUAUAGUGGCCUACAUUUGUCCAGGAUGCACCGAGAAGACCGGUCGUCGUACUGCAAUGACAUGGGAGGGUCCCAAUGCACUUGAACAAGUCACAUCUCCUCCACCAGCCAAGGCAGCAACACGACGACAGGUACUCCAAUCCGACGUCGAGGAUCCGUCAGAGUCGGAAGAUGUCCCAAGCAGCGAAGACGAAUACGUCGCAGAAAAUGUGCAGCCGAGAGCAGGGGGCAAGCGACCCAUUCGUCGAUUGUCGUAUUCCUCCGAAUCAGAGUCGGAUGGUUCCAAGAAACCUGGUCGAAACCGCCGACCCUCUCACCAAUCUCCGGGCCCCAGUAAUACCCUCAAACGCAAGGCCCAGGUUGCUCCUCAUCCCCCACCGGCAUCAAAGAAGACCAAAACUUCGUCUGAAUCAACGGAAGAUCCGACAAGGAAGUACUGUCUCGGAAAGUUUAAGGAGCUUUUUCGUGGCAUAUUUCUCAAGUAUCCUCAUGUUCGUACCAAAGACAGUGGCGAAGGAUCGGACGACGUGGAGAAAAAUGCUGAAGAGUUGACUGAGGAAGAGAAGAAGGCUGUUUUGAGUGCUGCCCAUCAGUUUGCUAAUGAUCUUGAGCAUUGUGUGUACGAAAUAUACUGUGACCCAGAUAAGCACGCUGGAGAUGGGUACAAGGAUCGAUUUCGAACAUUACAAUUCAAUCUUAGCAAAGUUGAUCGUGUCGUUCUUCAUAAGCGUAUAGUUUCGGGGAAGAUAUCCGCGAAAGAAAUAUCCACUAUGUCUUCCACUGAUCUAGCGGACGAGGAGACAAAGCAAUCCAUCAAAAUCGCUGAACAGGAAUCUCUGGAACAUUCAAUUCUGCAGAAAACUACAGCACCCCGUGCUAAGAUCACGCACAAGGGACUGCAGGAUAUCGAGGAUGUCAACGGCGAGGUUGCCAGUCGACGUGAACGAGACCGAGAGCGUGAAGCUGAAGAACAGGAGAGGAUGGAAAGGGAGCGUAUGGCUCGGCUCAGAGCCGCUCAGCCUCGUCAGCGCACAAUGUCCGUGUCUGUUCCUCCUGAGUCUCCUGUAUCACAGAGCGCGUCCUGGGGUUUGCCACCUCCGGUACCCUUGCAUGAUGCGCAUGCAUCUGCGGAUCCUUACCCUUCAGCGAGACCACCAUUAUAUGAAAACGCGACCGAGCCCGUCGAACCAGAACUGAGUCUCACCGAUUUGAUUAACAUUGACGAUGACCCCAUGGUCGAGGUGGCUCCUACCGACGGAAAAUCCACGGCUUCUCCUGUCGUCUCAGCACCAGAACUUCCCACCUUUAAUGUUGCCUCUCCCACCAUAGGCAUCUCCCCGUUCGCGUCGCGUCCAUCACUUCCCGAGACGCCGCAUUCCGCAUCAUUUGACCUCAACUCGAUAUGGUCCCUACAGACCGAGGAGACGAAAACACCGCAGGAACCUUCCCUUCCUCAGGAGACCAAGCAUCACCCCAUGGACCCCGAGCCGAUUGCAGAAGCUGAUGAUCGGGACUUUGAUAUGUUUUUGGAGGAAAAGGAACCCGAGAGGUCUCUGUCACCGGGUGGUGUGCAAACUGCAUUCAACGCCACAGAACCUGUGUGGUCAGGAAAGAUCACAAUGCCUUUGGAUUCUUCGAUUCCUACAGAGACGCCCAUUGUCGCGCGACAGAUGGGGGGAAGACCAAUAGAAGUGGGCUCUCCGCUUUGGCGUACCCUAUUCCCCACGGAUCUGCUCAGGAUUGAUGGCCGAGUACCAGUUGACAAGUCGGCUCAGUUCUUGCUUCAAGUCAGAUUAAAUCCUUCAAAAGAGCUGAUUGGCGUGGCUUUCAUGCCAGCUCCUGACGCAAUUGACAACGGUUUCAUGGUAUUCGCGGACUUUUUAGUAGGAAAAGGACGACAUGGAUUGGUAUUUCCAUGGGGACCACGACCGAAGGACGCUCCUGGACGUGAGCUCUACAUCAUUCCUCUACUUUCGAGCGAUCCAAUUCCAGAGUUUAUGGAGCUCCUUGAUAACCUCCGCCUACCCAAAGUGCGACAGACAAAUUACAUGAUCGGCAUCUGGGUGCUGAACAAAGGGGAACUCAAACCACCUCCAGAAGCAGCAGGCGUCCCACCUUCAACACUUUCGCCUCCUAACCCUGCAGUACCAACGAACCCCCCCAUACCCAAUAUUCCGACAUUGGCAAAUCUUGCUCCGCCCAUAGCAUCGGCUCAAAUUGAACCAGCAGCAUUGGCAGCCGAGGUUGCCGCGCUCACUCCAGAGCAGAUUCAGCUCAUGAUUCGAACUCUGCAAGGCCCGGGUGGAUUAUCCAUCCCCAUACCACCCGUUCCUGCACCCUCUAUGCCGGCUGCCUCACAUGUCCCUGCACCGUUGCCACAGUCAUGGGGACUCAACCCGCUGCAACCCCCACCACCCCCACCGCCACAUCAUAAUGGAGCACCCCCGAUGUACGGUAUGUACCAGCCGCCACUACACCCCAAUAAUUCUGAUCAACGUCGGGAUUACUCGCGUCCCGGGUAUGACCGGGGUGGGCCAGGAGAGUACCACGAGCGACGCGAAUCGCGAGGUGGACACUCUCCUGGUCAACGAGGCGGUGAUCGUCCAAGGGGCCGUGGAAGGGGUCGUGGUCGAGGGGGCGGGAAUGAUUUGAAUCGCCCUGUUGAUUCGGGUUGGCCCCGUAGACGACCAGAUGGAGGCUCUACAAACGGGAACCCUUCACCACAUUGGUGAUAAAUUGUUCGACCACGGCUCUGAUGAUGUAUCAAAUUUUCGUCUUCUCAUAUCUGUAGCUUGAGUUAUCUGUCUUCUUAUUUUAUAUAUAUGUACGAUAUGAUUUCCUGUCAUUUUGAGCUGGCUGUUUCCGCAUCCUAGGCAUAAGUACUAACAAGGAAGCCUUGCAGUGUACAGUCGAAUGGGCUAUUGAGGUGAAAUAGAAGCUAAGUAAUGAAUAGGAUUUGAAUAGAG